AUGUCAACUUAUGGCAACCGAGUCUCCUGGGUUGGCCGGGCCAGCCAGUUGAGGUACAUGUCGGCAGAAAAAGAGGAAACAGGUAGAAUCGGCCCUAUCCUCGAGUCAUUUCCCGUCUACAGGCGUCCCAGUUUUCGCUCCGCCCCGGGGUUCUCUUGUGGAUUUGGCGCAGGCCGACAGCCGAGGUAUUGGCGCACCUGCCGGUCUGGUGGGUUGGGCAAGACCGGAGGCAUAGGAAGCAUGGGAAAGAGGAGGUCGAAGGUGUGUAGCUGUAUGAUUGGACAACGGGCCAGGCAUGAGGGCCGUAUUGUGGCUAAUUUAUGCGGCCGACCUACUCCCCUCCAGCCUCGAGACAGACCUCAGGUCUCCAACACUCGGCGCGUGACUCUGAGCCAUCUACCGAUGACUGCCGAGGUUGCAGCAGUUGAUGAGGAGUAA
Molecule: messenger RNA, 438 nt
Organism: Protopolystoma xenopodis
Lineage: Eukaryota; Metazoa; Platyhelminthes; Monogenea; Polystomatidea; Polystomatidae
Source: the annotation of a GenBank genome assembly